Molecule: messenger RNA, 2639 nt
Organism: Cylicocyclus nassatus
Lineage: Eukaryota; Metazoa; Nematoda; Chromadorea; Rhabditida; Strongylidae
Source: the annotation of a GenBank genome assembly
AUGGUUGCUUACCUUCCACAGGCCCGCAUGCUAGAAAAUCUCAGUGGGCGUGAGAGUGCUAAAACAGAGGGCAUUAGCGUUUUGUCUUGGCUACCUGCUACGCAGUUGAUCCAGUCUGUCCGAUUUGACCCAUCCAAUCUUUUGCUGCUGGAUCAAUCGCAACUAAAAGGAGAUGUUUCCUCCCAGUUACCUCGAUGCUGUCAAAAACUACAGAAAGAUGGAGAAUUCCUAUUACAGGACGGUGAUAGUGCCAACACAAUCAUACUGUCUGUAUUCAAAGAAGUUGUGCGUGACUUUUUGAUCACUAUUGAACAAGCUGGGGAAAGUCAUCGUUUCGUGAUUGGGAACCAACGCUUUGAAUCCAUAUCGGAAAUGAUGUCCGAACUGAAAUCAGUGCGUUCCGGCUCAGAAACCCUGAGACUAGAUACAGCUAUAUGUCGAAAUGACGAUAUGGGAAGAUUCGGAGCAUGUAGCGUUAUCGAUGAUUUCCCUCGUGAAACUAUGAAGACCAUGAUUCCUUUGCCCGUAAUCAAGCAAAAAGCAGUACUGGUGAUCCUACGAAAAACAAUUGCUCAAAUGAAUAUCGACGAGGAUCUUGAAUCUCUUAUGUUACUAAAGCAUAAACAUCUUAUAAGACUCGAGGACUUCGCCACAUAUCAGAAUCACUUGAUCAUUCUUCGUUAUGAAAUGCAUGAAAAUACUACGCUUUACGAAAUUUUGACAAAGAAGAAUGUGGUCGAGUUAGCGACAACGCUCAAGUGGAUACAGCAGGCAGCUUCUUUAGCAUUUUAUCUUGCCAAGCAGGGAUGUUUCAACUCCAUACUCUGUGCACAGGACUGCUAUCUCGAUGCGAACCAGAACAUAAAUUUUCGAGGAGCAUGGAAUACUUUUUGGCCGACUUGGCAAGAAGAAACGUUGAGACAUGCAUUUUACUGGAGAUUCGUAGCUCCAGAAACCUUGCUUCAUCAGAGGAGCUUUAGUUCGAGUAUCAUAUGGAAUCUGGGCAUUUUUAUGUGGCAGUUGACGGUCAGCUGUCGUCUCACACCUUUCUUCCAGUAUCGUUCGCGACAGUCUUAUUUGGAUGCGAUUCUCUCAGGCAGCAUCAUUUUGGUAGACUAUGAACACGACGUCGACAGCGUGGAUAUGAAGAUACUAAAGGGUAGAGCAAACAUCCCUCCUUCCACAGAUGCAAUGAUCGCGCAGUGCGUGCAGCUGCAGCCGGAUGAACGAUGUCUGUGGUCAACCAUACUCAGCACAACGAAGCGAGAGCGAGCGAUAGGAAUGCUAUCAAAUAGGAGCUCAGAAACCACCGCAUCUUUGCGUUCUUCGGAUGAGCCUUCCUUGGAGAGUGAAGAACCUUUUGAAGUCCUGGACUCGAGGGAUUAUGCUAUGCAGAAGAUGACAUCUGAAUCAGAAACAGAAAGCGGAUCCAGUGAUGAGCAUAUGAAGCUCAAGGAUUCCUUGUCAGUCGAUGAGAAGCCUCAUUGGUAUGCGAAUGAUGUGCGUGGGAUUGAGCUUGUCGACUCCCGAUGUUAUAGCUUGGUAUUCCAGAACACCGAAUGGCUUCCAGAAAGAAGCUACCUUUCCCUACAAUCCCUUUUCGACAUUGCACAAUCAAAUAACGAAGGCAGCAAAGCUAUGUCCGAGGACCAGAUACAGAAUUCUCAGCAGCCUACGUUCGCCAGAAGACGAGGACCUCUUGAACGGUUUACUUUGAUGAUUGGCGAGAAUAUACUACAUUUCAAGAUUGUCAAGGGAACCGAAAACAACAACCAGUCAUUGGAAGAACCUUCUGGAUAUAAAUGCUCGUCAUGUGGAAAAGUGUUGUCAUCGAAAAGUUUGUGGGAAAAACAUACCGAGGACGCUCACUGCUGCUCUGUGAAAAAUGUGCAUUGCGUUACUUGUGGAGCUGUGUUUGAUUCCAAAGUAAGCCUGGCACUUCACCUACGCCUCCACACAGGUCCUCGACCGUUCCGGUGCACCAUAUGUACUAAAUCCUUUUGUCGUUCUUCUACGUUAGCACUUCAUACGAAGAUGCAUGUUACUGGUCACCGACACUUUUGCCAGAUUUGUGGUCGGUGGUUCAAAUCUAGUGCGGCUUUGGCCGAUCAUGAGAAUUCGUGUUUGUCUUCAUUAAACGGAGACUUUAUCAACAUAAAUCGCCCAUUUCGCUGGCAGUGCUCAUUUUGUGACAAAAUGUUUCAUCAUAGGCGAGACAAGAACAUUCAUGAGAGGGUGCACACCGGUGAAAAGCCUUACACAUGCGGCUACUGCGGGCGAGGAUUUACGCAGUCUCAGACGCUGACCAUACACAUAAGAACACAUACUGGCGAGAAACCAUACCCUUGCAAUAUAUGUGGACAAGAAUUUAGAGACAGCUCUGCACUUCGAAAACACGAGUACAGACAUACAGCGCUGCCGUCUUCGUCUGUUUCCUCAAUCUAUGGUGACUCCGCGAUAGAGCUUGAUGUUGACGAAGACGAUCGUUUGUGGAAUGAAGGGGGCUCCUGACCCUCUGAGUACCUUUCUAGUUCAUUCUUCUCAGAUCUCAUUCUUGUGUGCUUGUAUAUAUAGUGAUCAUUUUGUAUGUUUGUCUAUUUAUUACAGAAUGAAAGUGGGUGCGGAUAAAACUCAGAAAG